AUGACGAGGCAUGUUACAGAUGAAGCGCCCCCGGAGCUAAAUGCCAAUUCCGUCGAGAAGGACGUGGGCCAAACUGCGAGUGCUGAAGGCAAGGGCAAGGACACGGGCAGCAGCACCUCCGCCUUGGCUCGUUUACAAUCGUCCAGCAACAUGCUAUCCCGAGCCGUGCUCUCGGGCUCUACGAUAAGCGACGGAUCAGAACCUUCGGCUGGAGCAAGUGUGGCCGCAAAGGCUGGAGGCAGCAGGCCGAUCAACGGCCAAGGCGAGUCAGCACACACUGCGUACAGGAGUGUAAAUGGUGGACUUGAAGCACCUGGUCAGUCACCUGGAUUUCGGAGAACACAAGACGCUCCGCGCGCAUCGGAAGACUUUGAGAAAUUCAUGAACGGACAUGAUAAGGACCCAGGGUUCAUCAUCGGGCACUCCAAAGGCAAGGGCAUCGCUGAAGCGGAUCUGGAUGAGGCCAGGGAUGGCUCUGGUGUCCUUGAGCUUCUGUCUAGUGCUGAUGCGCUUGAGGAGGUUUACUCGAUGUCGGAAAACGACGACUCAGUUGAUCCCCAAGCCGCCGACAUGCUGCGCAAGGCGCUUUUCGAGGCACCAGGAUCGAGAAACGUCCCUUGGGAUCAUCUGCUUAACUUUGAACCCGACUUUAUCAGUACCCCAAAAGGAGACUCCAAUGAGGCUUUCAAUCAGCUAGGGACAAAUGAUGUUGACGAGGCGAGGGAGAUGUGGGUUGAUCAAUGGCGAGACGUCCUGUCGUCGUAUACCGACGAAGUGUGGGGUGCCCUCGAGCCACUGGUGGUUGCAGCACGACAGGAGGUGGAAGCGGCAGCUGGUGCGAGCGAUACCGUCCACAAAGAUAACAACUUGAAAGCUAGUAAUGGGGCACUGCAGAGAUUGAGGAUGAUAUUAGCUCACGUCAGAGGAUCUUCAUAG
Emericellopsis atlantica is the source of this 936-nucleotide messenger RNA. RefSeq lists its product as uncharacterized. The transcript has a single exon. The record is from RefSeq and is a predicted model, not a curated record. Bases 1 to 936 code for a protein of 311 amino acids. NCBI's taxonomy places the organism in Eukaryota, Fungi, Ascomycota, Sordariomycetes, Hypocreales, Bionectriaceae.